This is a messenger RNA of Prorocentrum cordatum, 1050 nucleotides long. NCBI's taxonomy places the organism in Eukaryota, Dinophyceae, Prorocentrales, Prorocentraceae. The record is from the annotation of a GenBank genome assembly.
AUGACGAAAGCAGUUGCCGGGCUAAAGUUGAGCAACAGCCCGGGCACGGCGGUGCAGAACACGCUUCGCGCCCUGCAAUGCCGAGACGCUUACAAGUUAUACCAGUGUGAAGAAUUGGAGCGUCGGGCAGGCAUAGAUCGCGAGCGUGUGCACCAGGUUGCUAAGAAUUGGCUGGCAUCAGGAAACUUAAUCGUUGGAAGAUAUAAUGCUUACGUCAAGUCCCGCAAGAUUGGCAAUAAGCUCGAUUUGAACAAAGUGAUUUCUGAUAUCAGCAAGCCGUGCUGGAAGAGAGACUCAGAGCACACGUGCCUAGAUGCAUUCAGGCAUCAUCCUGAAGCAAUGCUGCAAUGGCGGCAGAUGUGGUAUAAUCUACCCAAACACGACCGGGCGCAGCGUCUAGCCGCUGAGUACGCACAAGCAUUUGAGGCACACACGGCUAGACGCAUGGGCGACUCCACGUGCUUCCAAAUGCAGUACCGCAUCUUCGGCCGCAAGGUAUGUAGAGACGCAUUCAUCGCUCUGACUGGCAUGCACGCGUGCACGUUGCAAGACGCCCGUAACCUUGCAGCCAAGGAUCAGUGCGUGAAGGACUUGCUGUUGCGAAAACUUGGGCAGCAUUAUGAGUUCCAAGCUGCGCAGAGGAUGGCAAUGAAUCAACUGUUUGCAGAAAGCGAGCGGCACCCCGAAGAGCUAGUGACAGUUGGUUGGGACAAGAUGGAUCAGGCUAAAACUAUUCUGCCGAGGGUGAAAGCGCUGUCCAACACGCAGUUCCAGAAGGGCGGGUCCAGGUUGAUCGCGCAUCUCAUUGGGGUGCUCAGCCCUACCCUGUGGGACAAUCCUGUAUUCUAUACUGUGUUUGAAAACCAAGUCCAGGGUGGUCAACCGCUCGAGGAGAAGAUCAACCUCGUGCGCAAGAACGCGAAGCGCGGCAUGGGCCAGGCCUCGCAGUUGGUGAAGGGCGUGGAUACUGAUGCACUGGACAAGGCUAUUGCGGCUGCCUUCCCUGGAUCAUCCGCAGGUGGCUGGCUUUCCAUAAAUGCGAUGUCUUAA